This is a messenger RNA of Branchiostoma floridae (Florida lancelet), 1896 nucleotides long. RefSeq lists its product as uncharacterized. Lineage: Eukaryota; Metazoa; Chordata; Leptocardii; Amphioxiformes; Branchiostomatidae. Gene Ontology annotation, cellular component: cytoplasm; ubiquitin ligase complex. Gene Ontology annotation, molecular function: zinc ion binding; ubiquitin protein ligase activity; ubiquitin conjugating enzyme binding. The transcript has 8 exons. The record is from RefSeq and is a predicted model, not a curated record. Gene Ontology annotation, biological process: positive regulation of proteasomal ubiquitin-dependent protein catabolic process; protein polyubiquitination; ubiquitin-dependent protein catabolic process. The coding region runs from base 183 to 1595 and encodes 470 amino acids.
GCUCGCGGGCGUGACGUCAGGUAUUGCACAACCGCCGGAAACCCCGACCUGACUCAAGCAUAUAUAGGUCGGCAGAUAGACUCUUUUACACAGUGCAGGGCUUUUGGGGCUUGUAUAGUUCUGUCAGAAAUUUCUUCUUUGUUAUAUUCUGUGUAAGAGAAGUACAGGAAUCCAUUUAACUUAUGGCGGAAGGAGGAACAGCGAACGAAAGUCGUCCCCUCGUAGAAGCGUCGCUAAAAGCCGGGAAGUACCCACCACCAUUGGAAUCUUCAGCGGAGGGAGACUCGAACCAAGUUGGAGACAUGUCUACGCAAGAAGAGGUCGAUCAGACGGAUGCCCCGAUAUGCGGCAUCUGUCUCAUAGACUGGCCCAGAUUAAGUCACGUGAUAGAGGAGUGUGGUCACGUGUUCUGUGAAGACUGCCUCAGCACUCAUUGUCAUUACGCCAUGGAACAGGGCACGUGGAUUAUUAAGUGCGCCGGAAGCGGAUGUGACGUAACUAUUUCAGCUGAUGUACUCUGGGCUGUGCUUGACGUGAAAACUUUCAGAAGGCAGCAGAAGAAGGCAGAAGAGCAAGAGACAGAGAGGAAAGUUCUGGCGGAGGAACGGGAGGUGGACUGGUGCCCGAAGUGUCGCGGGAUUUCUCGCGUGAGUUCGGAAGUCUACUCCGGAGGACGGCGUCGGGCAGACUGUGAGAAGUGCGGGCACGCGUUCUGCACCAGGUGCCGGGACUGGUGGCACGGAAGGUUAGGGCAAUGCUCUCACCGCGUCUGGAAGAACAAAAGAACAAGUUCCCGGAUCACGGUUUCCGGUGACACCGGGUCUGACGGGAUGGACGGAUGGGAAGAGAGAGUGAGAGGAAGAAAGAAGUACGACGCUCUCUCCAACAAACUCAUCAUGGACACAACAACACCCUGUCCGAAAUGUCACGUGCCGAUAUACAGGACUGCCGGGUGUAACAGCAUGUUUUGUGUCCGGUGCAAACACGGCUUCUGCUACGGCUGCGGAGCUCCAUCCACCACAUGUAGCUGCUACAGGCGGCAGACCAACCAAGAACCGCCGAUUGUAAACGCCGUCCGAGGUAUCCUGAAAGUCGACCCGACCGCAUUCGACCACGCCGAGUGCGCAGCCUGCCCGGCAUGCCAUCGGAUGAACCGGAAGCGAAACACCGACAACCACAUCCGGUGUGUCGUGUGCAAAACCAGCUAUUGCUUCACCUGCAAGCAGAGGCUCACGGGUAACGUCGGCAGCCAUUAUAAGAAGGGCAUGCGGUGUGUUCAGCACACUCCUACAGAAUCCACCAUCAGCUCAGAAGACGUCGUCUCCUGGUGCCAGGAUAUGUAUGGUAGCAGGGCGAACAGGUUGACAAAACUGAUCAAAGUCAAACCUGUGCAUAAACGACGCCACUUUGACCGUGACGUUGCCGAAAGUUUAAACUGGCAGAAGCACAUCUAUGACGCUGUAAAAGCCCUCGAGCUUGAACUCGAGGAAAAGGCGGUGAAAGAUUACAUGGAAAAGGUGAGACCGGGCGACGUAGUGCGCAAGGAUGAAGUCGUCCUAGCAGGAAACAGAAUCGUUGAAUUGUACUUGAAAUGAGGAAUUCUGAAGAAAGGGUCAGCAUUAUAGAUUCCCUUCCUUAAGGUACACGAGAAAUUUAUAUAUUUUUCGUGCAUUUUGAUAAACAGCUGAGUGUAGCUAAUCCCACAUUUGCACCGAUACUAAAAAGCAAGAAGAAGAAGAAUCUAUAGCUAUAUUCUGGACUAUACACCGACAUGUGUAUGUUUUAAACAUUACCUAAUAUGUCUUUGCUAACUUGUACUUUGCUGGAUGGUGCAAUAGAUUUAUCAGUUUAAGAACUGUAAAACAACAAAGAACAAUAAACGCGUUGGAGAACAUU